AUGGAGAUGCUGGGUAAACGGUUGGCUCGAGGACGACAGGCUGGCGAUGUCCUCUUCCUACGCGGAGAUUUAGGCUGUGGGAAGACGUGUUUGGCUAGAGGAUUUGUGAGGGCACAUACACAGCAAAAGGAGCUGGCGGUGAUGUCGCCGACGUAUUUGCUGGUAAAUACGUACGAUGAAGCAGUUGAUUUGCCGAUGGUGUACCACAUCGAUCUCUAUCGGUUGGAGGCCGUGACGAAGCAGGAUGUAACUGCUUUGGGGUUGCUUGAAGCAUUCGAACGAGAGAUUACGCUGGUGGAAUGGCCCGAGCGCUUGGAUAAAGCGAGUGUUCCAGCGGAGAGACUGGAGGUGCAAAUCUCGUACGAUGAAGAAAAUACUGAGAUCCGACGUAUCGAGCUUCGACCGAUUGGUGAACGAUGGACAAAGCUGUUUGCAACAAGCACGUAA
Molecule: messenger RNA, 447 nt
Organism: Peronospora farinosa
Lineage: Eukaryota; Oomycota; Peronosporomycetes; Peronosporales; Peronosporaceae
Source: the annotation of a GenBank genome assembly